GCUGCCCCUGGAGGCUCAGGCAGCGCGGGCUCCGUCUCCAGCCACCGGGUGGGCGAAGGCGAGGCGCGGGGCGUGUGCCUGCCCGCCUCCAUCAUGCCCUCCGUGUCGCCCACGGGGCCCCCGACCACGGCCUCCAACGCCACAGCGACGGUCACGGCGUGGGCCAACCUCAGCGUGCCGGAGCGGCCCCUGUUCCACCUGUUCGCCCUGCUGGACGAGGAGCUCCACGCCACCUUCCCGCGCCUGUGGGUGGCGCUCAUGGUGGUGCACGGCGUCAUCUCCCUGGCGGGGCUGGUGCUCAACGGGCUGGCGCUCUACGUCUUCUGCUGCCGCACGCGGGCCAAGACGCCGUCGGUCAUCUACACCAUCAACCUGGUGGUGACCGACCUGCUGGUGGGCCUGUCCCUGCCCACGCGCUUCGCCGUCUUCUACGGCACGCGGGGCUGCCUGCGCUGCGCCUUCCCGCACGUCUUCGGCUACUUCCUCAACAUGCACUGCUCCGUGCUCUUCCUCACCUGCAUCUGCGUGGACCGCUACCUGGCCAUCGUGCGGCCCGAGGGCGCCCACCGCUGGCGCCAGCCCGCCUGCGCCAGGGCCACGUGCGCCCUCGUGUGGCUGGCGGCGGGCGCCGUGACCCUGUCCGUGCUGGGCGUGGCGGCCGGCGGCGGGCCCUGCUGCCGCAUCUUCGCGCUGACCGUGCUGGAGUUCCUGCUGCCGCUGCUGGUCAUCAGCGUGUUCACCGGCCGCAUCGUGUGCGCGCUGUCGCGGCCGGGCCUGCAGCAGGGCCGCCAGCGCCGCGUGCGGGCCGUGCAGCUGCUGCUCACCGUGCUCGUCAUCUUCCUGGUCUGCUUCACGCCCUUCCACGCGCGCCAGGUGGCCGUGGCGCUGUGGCCCGACCUGCCGGGCAGCUCCAGCCUUGUGGCCUACCACGUGGCCGUGACCCUCAGCAGCCUCAACAGCUGCAUGGACCCCAUCGUCUACUGCUUCGUCACCAGCGGCUUCCAGGCCACCGUCCGCGGCCUCUUCCGCCGGCGUGACACGGAGUGCGAGCCCGGCGUCGGCGACGUGGUCAGCGCGCGCAAGAGCUCCAAGAGCUCGGGCCACUGCCACAUCCUUAGCGCCGGCCCCCGCGCCCUCACACAGGCCCUGACCAACGGGCCUGAGGCGUAGUCUGCAAGGGGGCCAGACGGCAGGCCGGCUCUGCGUGGGUGGCACAUCGGGUUCACCUUGAUCGAUUGGUGAUGGCUGCCCAGAGCCCCAGCGAGAGAUUGCGAGGCCGCUGUGCUUCGGUUGAUUAGCAAUGUCUGCCACAGGCUCCAGGGGGGGUCUGGUGGUCUGAAUGCUGAUUAUUGGCUAGCCCUGGCGUAUAUAUUGUGUCCAUUGAAAACGCAGAGGGGUACCCAGGAAGGAGUGCCUUCUUACCUGGGCCAUUCUGUCCCCAGAAAGAGGUCCUUGGAAAAAGAGACAAAGAUUUUUUUUAGGUACUGGGGACUCCAAGGAGAGUUAAAAAGUCAACUUGAAGAGGUGACCUCCCCACCACC
Molecule: messenger RNA, 1541 nt
Organism: Hipposideros armiger (great roundleaf bat)
Lineage: Eukaryota; Metazoa; Chordata; Mammalia; Chiroptera; Hipposideridae
Gene: GPR20
Product: G protein-coupled receptor 20
Exons: 2
Coding region: 94-1170 (358 amino acids)
Biological process (GO): positive regulation of Rho protein signal transduction; phospholipase C-activating G protein-coupled receptor signaling pathway
Cellular component (GO): plasma membrane
Molecular function (GO): G protein-coupled receptor activity
Source: RefSeq, a predicted model, not a curated record